Molecule: messenger RNA, 255 nt
Organism: Parnassius mnemosyne (clouded apollo)
Lineage: Eukaryota; Metazoa; Arthropoda; Insecta; Lepidoptera; Papilionidae
Source: the annotation of a GenBank genome assembly
AUGAAUACGUACAGUCCACAACAACGCAUUAAAAUUAUCGAUUUUUAUUAUUCUUCUCAACGAUCAAUUGUUCUGACGCAGCGAAAUUAUCGCCGUUUUUUUAACGUAAGAUCAGCGCCCACAUCUUCCAUGAUUGCAAGUUUAGUUCGCCGUUUUGAGGAACUGGGUUCAGUUGCCGACCGUCCAGGAAGGGGUGCUCAUCGAAAUAUUCGUACUGUAGACAACGUGGAAGCUAUACAGCAGUGUUGCAAAUGA